This is a messenger RNA of Alternaria alternata, 1550 nucleotides long. Its product is annotated as mitochondrial uncoupling protein 2. The record is from RefSeq and is a predicted model, not a curated record. NCBI's taxonomy places the organism in Eukaryota, Fungi, Ascomycota, Dothideomycetes, Pleosporales, Pleosporaceae. The coding region runs from base 477 to 1442 and encodes 321 amino acids. The transcript is spliced from 6 exons. Gene Ontology annotation, biological process: fumarate transport; transmembrane transport; succinate transport.
CGGGGUAUGCCAAGGUACCCCGAUAUUCGCCAGGUGCCAGACAGACGCGUGCCAGUUCACACUAAUGACACGCGGUCUGGGCUCACGCAAGGGCCGAGGCUGGCGGAGCAAAUGAGUGUUUGUCCUCACACCCGCGGGUAGACAGGCUUCUGAUCAGCGAUGGUUUGAAUACGACUGACGAAUUUCCUUGCGCUCAUCUUUUGCUUUGCUUUCCUAACUUCCUUUCAAGUCUUCUUCUUGAUACCCAUUACACGGUUGUUGCUUUUGAAUAGCGCUCGUCCUCUGUCGUCAUAUCGAAAAGCCGAGGUUUUGACCACGCGCUGUAGCUCCCAUUUCAAAACUAGGGUAAAGCUCAGGAUUGCUCCUUCAGCGUCAUAACUUCGUGUAACCCCACGUGCUCAAGUUCUCGGUCCUCUUGGUCUCCAUCUCGCGCAACUCCGAUCUUCCUGAUCUCUUGAGCUACAACACUACACAGCAUGUCUGCAAAGUCGGUGCAAGGGCCUGGCGGCAAGAAGCCCGCGUCGGCGGCCACAAACUUGAUCGCCGGUGGUGGUGCUGGAAUGAUGGAGGCACUCGCGUGCCAUCCGCUAGACACAAUCAAAGUCCGAAUGCAACUGUCAAGACGAGCUCGUGCACCAGGAGCGAAGAAGCGUGGUUUCAUCACGACCGGAGCCGAGAUCGUAAAGAGGGAAACAGCAUUAGGUCUAUAUAAGGGAUUAGGCGCCGUGCUCACAGGCAUUGUUCCAAAGAUGGCUAUACGAUUUACGAGUUACGAGUGGUAUAAGCAGCUGUUGGCAGACAAGGAGGGUAAUGUCGCGUCGAAAUCAACAUUCAUGGCUGGUCUCGCUGCUGGUAUCACGGAAGCCGUCCUUGUCGUCACACCAAUGGAGGUUGUCAAGAUCCGUUUACAAGCACAGCACCACUCGAUGGCUGAUCCGCUCGAUAUACCGAAGUACCGAAACGCCGCCCAUGCCAUGUACACUGUCAUAAAGGAGGAAGGUGCUGGCGCAUUAUGGCGGGGUGUCUCGCUCACAGCAUUGCGUCAGGGAACGAACCAAGCGGCAAACUUCACUGCAUACUCGGAACUGAGGGCGCAAUUGCAAAAGUACCACGGCACUACGGACCUGCCAGGUUAUGAGACGAGUCUGAUUGGGUUGAUCAGUGGUGCUGUUGGUCCGUUCACAAAUGCGCCGAUCGACACUAUCAAGACGAGGUUACAGAAGACACCGGCGGAAGCGGGUCAAAGUGCUGUCCAGAGGAUAGUAAACAUCGGAAACGACAUGUGGAAACAGGAAGGUGUACGCAGUUUCUACAAGGGAAUCACACCGCGUGUCAUGCGAGUCGCUCCCGGCCAAGCCGUUACAUUUACCGUGUACGAGUAUCUGAAGGGUGUGUUGGAGAAAGGAAGAGAUAUGCUCCCUGGUGGGGCAUACGAGGAGUGAGCGCUGAUUGCAUCUUUUGGUUCAUUAGAAAGCGCCUCACGAUAUCCACGUGCUCUUUUGGAUAACAUAGUUCAGCCUGUAAAUGCAUAUGAAGUUUCACAACAAGUA